UGGAUACGUGUCUGUGUCUAUUUACUGCUGUUCAUCACUCUUGGGGUACAUUCAAGUAAAAUUGACGUCAACCCAGUGACAGAUGACAUCUCUAGGCUCUCUGUUUUGAGACAAAAUAUUCCUAAAGAUUACAAAAUUCCUGUACAUUUUGUUCCUAAAGAAGAGGGUGGGAUGUGUUGGGUAAAAUUAAACGUCUUCUACUUGGAGGAGAGUUUAAAAGAUUUAGCGCAUAAGUUUGGAAACAUUUCAUCCAACAGAAAAGAUAUUAGCAUAUUCAUCCAAAUGCUCCAAGAACUGCGGCUCAACAUGGGGUCUCUGGAGCCGAUCAUGUACGAUUUUGAGUGCCACUACAGGGAAGAGAGGUGGCAGACAGCGCGAUACUUUGACUUUGUCAAAGACUUCCUUAUAGCUGCACAGAAUAGAGAAGAUUCAGAUGACUGUAAUCCUCCUCCCUGUCCCACGACACCAUACACAGUAACUUCAGAAGAAUAUUUAGAAGCAUCACCCACGUCCAGCAGCAAAGGCUCAGACUGUACGACAGGCUGCAAUCCACUUCCAAAUCAAGGAGAGAGAUUGCUGCCUGAGGUGGUGGAGCGAAGCCUUCUCUCCUUACUCUUCAUCCCACUCUUAGGCCUUGUAUUCCUGAUCGUGUGGAAGGUCCGAUCACGGAGGAACGAGCUGGCUCCUCAACAGAACCCCGGAGCAGGGGCAAUCUUCACAGGAACAGAAUGGACUGCACCUCCACUGGAUGAAAUAUCAGAAAAAAACAAGUUGAACGUCAUUGAAACUGUGUAAUGCUUUUACCCCUCGAUGUUCUUCAGCAUAUUUGGGCACUACUCGUUCCUCCUGUUGGUGUCCAGAGGUGAUGAAAAACAAACUCGAGGCUUAAUUCCAUAGUGAGACCUCGGAGGUGAAAAGCCUGUUUUUGACUGCUCUCCAGAUUGACAAUGGCAAUGAUCGAUUGCCAUGACCAAGAUUUCUCUGGUUAAAUCAUGCCUGCUACCAUAUGGAUAAGCUUGCCUUUCUUUGUAAGACUGCAUUAACCAACCGCAUGCUUUUGUCAGAGAGAAACCCCUGUAUCAUGUCUCCACUGGAUUCUCUGGCUCCUGCAAAUCGUCCAUCAGACCCUGCUGCAUCAUGAAUUCUUUUAGGGAAACACAACGGAUGACUAUUGAAAUGAAUAAUGAAAAUCAGUUGUUAGGUUGGAGUGUGAACAGGGCACGCUGGCUGUGACCUUUCCCAUAGGGCCGUCCUGCUGCUGACUACCUGACACUGACCAAAGUGAGCAGGACACAAAUAUCUGUUUCUGUAUGUAGUAGUAUUUCUAUCAUGUUCUUACAUUGUACCAUGUCCAUUCUUUGGUUUUGUGCCUUGUUUGAUUAGUGAGAUUGACUGUGUAAAUGUCAAAAAGCCUGUCUAUGUUUCUGUGUGGUAGCAGACAGUGGUGAGAUCAUUACAUGGCAGAUUAGAAUAAUCUCACCACGGUAACCCAGCAGAUGGUCUCCAAUCUGUCUCUCUUUCUCUUUCUCCUAAAUGAACUCAAGACCAUGACAGUUUAGUUUGGCUUGACCUGUGCCCAGACGAUCCUGGAAACAGUUUGCAGUGGUUGGGACAUUUCUGGCCACACAUUACAUUUUAGCAAUUGUAACCUUUAGGAAACGGUUCAGCACGUAACUCUGCUUGUUUCAUGUGUAUAUGGGACUAUAUGUUGGGACUUUUUGUUAAAGCAGAUGAGACUAUAUUGUGCUAAAUUGAAUCUGUGUUUAAAAAAAAAAAGUAUACCACAUUGGUGUUCAUAUAGUUCAGAGCAACAGUACCUUUCAGCAUCAAUAGCUGGAAUUCUUUGGUGUGGUAAAGUAUUGUGUGUCAUGUUGAACUGAAAGAUAAUCUUAUUCAUUCCAAAAUCCGUCUUUGAAGAACACUCUAUGAACGUCGACAUAUUACUGGUGCCAUAUUCUCUAUGGCAGUUUAGAGCUGAGUCUGUGUUAGCGAAUGUAUACCACAUUGGUGUUCAUGUAGUCCACAGCAGCAGUACUUUUAGCAGGAAUAUCUGAAAUUAGUGUUGUAGUGAAGUACUGGAAAAAAUGUAAGCUUUUAGACGAUGACGUCCACGCAAACAUUUAUUUUUGAACAAUAUUGGAACAUACUAUCUAUGACAGUUUAGACCUGAGACUUUCCAUUCAGUCAGCGUUAGGUUUUGCUUCUCUGCAUGAAGUCUAUUACAUGCAGUGUCCACUACUCUGAGACCCAGGCUAGUCUCGCCACAAACAAACUAACAUACAAGGUAUACUAUGUCAAACGUUGUCUUUCAUACAUAGUCUAUGAAUUUCAUGAGCUGCAACAGGUCUAAGCUGUGAACAA
Messenger RNA from Paralichthys olivaceus (Japanese flounder), 2361 nucleotides. The record is from RefSeq and is a predicted model, not a curated record. Lineage: Eukaryota; Metazoa; Chordata; Actinopteri; Pleuronectiformes; Paralichthyidae.